Molecule: messenger RNA, 4248 nt
Organism: Cantharellus anzutake
Lineage: Eukaryota; Fungi; Basidiomycota; Agaricomycetes; Cantharellales; Hydnaceae
Exons: 10
Coding region: 1-4248 (1415 amino acids)
Biological process (GO): negative regulation of transcription by RNA polymerase II
Cellular component (GO): chromatin; Sin3-type complex
Molecular function (GO): transcription corepressor activity
Source: RefSeq, a predicted model, not a curated record
AUGGCAGAGGACCAGCCUGGCGUUGAGCAUCUACCGCCACCAUCUUCUCUCACGGAACAGUUGGCUUUGCGGCAGUCAGGAUUACGGAUGAGUGAGUCUCCUUCCAUGGAAGCGACAGCGGUUCCUUCACAAGCAAACACCCAAACUGGUCCACAAGCCGCUCUGUCUCCUCCUGUCAUCCAUACCCCCUCGCUGCCUGGGCCCACAAUCCUCCCUCCACUUCCUGUUGCAUCGCCUUUCGGUGUUCGACCCGCUUCUAUGCUCAGUAUGAGCCUAGGUUCCAUGCCUGGGACCCCAGCAGCGAUGGGUUCGUUCCCAGAAUCGGGAAUGCUGACCCCCGGAAUAUCUGCAAACGCACCCUCUACGACACCUGUCUCUCCUGGGGCGCGUCCUCUCAAUGUCAAAGAUGCGCUCUCGUAUUUGGAGCUGGUGAAGGUUAAGUUCAGUGACCAACCCGACGUCUAUAAUCAGUUUCUCGAUAUCAUGAAGGAUUUCAAAAGUCAAUCGAUCGACACUCCAGGCGUCAUCGAUCGAGUCUCGACCCUUUUCACCGGUCAUCCGUCUCUGAUUCAAGGCUUCAAUACAUUUCUCCCCGCUGGUUAUCGCAUCGAGUGUUCCCAGGAUGGGCAAGACACCAACGUCAUUGUCACUACACCUACUGGCACCACAACGACCACCGCUGGUUCUGGCAUCAGCAAUCUUUCUCGCGUUGCCAGCGGCGCGGAGAAGAAUCCAACGAACAUAUCCAAUAUUCCUUGGGCUUCCACAAGUUUUGUACAGGACGUGAAUGGAUCGUCUUCAUUUACAGGUCCCAACUCACAAAGCGCACCAGGCGGCAUCCCGCCUGUCCAGCCAGAAUUCAACCACGCCAUCCAAUUUGUAAACAAAAUCAAGAACCGUUUCGCCCAGGAAACAGAAACGUACAAACAAUUCUUGGAGAUACUCCAGAAGUACCAGAAAGAACAGCGUCCAUAUCAGGAGGUUUACCAACAGGUCACUCAGUUGUUCAGGAAUGCUCCAGACCUUAUUGAAGAGUUCAAACAAUUCCUUCCGGACCCGUCAGGCGCUUCUUCGUCUGGGGGUGGCCUUUUUAGCGUGCUCUCAUCCGCACGCGAGAUUGACGAGGGUGAGUUACGCGACAAGAGGAAGGCUGGGAGUGGAGGGGUUGGGAACAUGGAUAGAACAGGUGCCCCCGCUAAACGAAAGCGCCGAGUGGCUGAAAAGGAAGUGAUUCCCCCUAAAGGUUCCCAAGUGAAACGUACAAAACAUGCCCAUAAAGCCGAUGGCGAUGGUCCAUAUGGUCCUGGUGGCUCUCCCGGCCCCAGCGGUGUCAAUGGGAGUGGCACAAAUUAUUCCCACCAGACACAAAUCAAUGGCUUCCACGUACCGCCAGCCGUUGACGAAAGGGAGUUCUUUGAGAACGUGAAGAAGUAUAUCGAUGACAAACCCGCCUAUCAAGAUUUCAUCAAGCUCCUGAACCUGUUUUCCCAGGAGAUUAUCGACGUUUGGACACUCAUUGAUCGAGUUCGACAGUUUUUGGGUGACGGAGAUUUAUUCCAACAAUUUAAGGACCUAUUAGGCAUUGAUGACCGUCAUGCUGUUGAGGUGGAGGGUGGACUGAAGGGCGUGAGCGGCGUCGUGUCUGCGCUGGAACGCCCGCGCGUUGAUCUGAACAAGUGCAGGAAAUAUGGUCCUAGUUAUCGUAAGCUCCCUCGUACGGAAGCCAAGUUGGCGUGUUCGGGUCGUGACGUGAUGUGCUGGGAGGUGCUGAAUGACGAUUGGGUCUCUCAUCCUACUUGGGCAUCUGAGGACACCGGGUUCACUACCAAUAAGAAGAACAUCUACGAAGAAGCCCUGCACAAAAGCGAGGAGGAACGUCACGAAUACGACUUCCACAUUGAAGCAAUCGUUCGUACGAUCCAAAUCCUUGAGCCCAUCAUGGCACGAAUCAAUCUGAUGGAUGCCGACGAACGAACGCAUUUCAAACUCAAACCCGGUCUAGGUGGACAAGGGAAGAGCAUUUACCAGCGUGUUAUCAAGAAGGUAUAUGGUCGUGACCAUGGCCUUGAGAUCACCCAGGCUCUACACGAUAGUCCAAGCAUCGCCGUUCCUGUUGUUCUCAAUCGCCUCAAGCAGAAAGAUGAAGAAUGGAAGCGAGCACAGCGUGAAUGGAACAAGGUCUGGCGUGAGAUGGACGCAAGGAAUUAUUACAAGAGUCUUGAUCACCAAGGUGUAAACUUCAAAGUCAACGACAAAAAGACGGUCGCCGCGAAGCAGUUGGUUCAGGAUAUCGAGGCUAAACGCAAAGAACAAUCUAAAGAACGAGCGAAGCUCAUCGACCCCAGCUUCGCUCGAACCCUGCCCAAGGACCACUAUGCAUUUAAGCUUGACGAUCAUGUUAUCCUGCAAGACAUCGUAAAACUCGCCAUCUCCUUCCUUGAUCGAACUAGUACCGCUCAGUUCUCUCGGUCAGAUAAGGUUGACAUAGAAUCUUCCCUUCGAGAUUUCGUGCCCUUGUUCUUCGUGCUCAACAAAGGAGAGUUCGACGCUAGUUUCCAAGAAGUAGCAAACGUCGUUGUUCCUGUCCCACCGAUCCCAUCUGUUCGAGGCCAUGAAGUAGAGAGUGAUGCUGCUAGUGACGCCGUGAUGGAGGAAGGAGAUGACGCAGUGAGCGUGGCCAGCAAUAAAGGGAAGGCCUCUCAGAAGAGAGGGCAUGGAGCAGUGUCUGGUGCGGAUCUUCGGAAACAACUCCUCAAGAGUGGAACCCAGUCUAGAAAUCCGCGCAAAGGAACUAACAGCCAAACUCCGUCGCGAGCAUCGCCCGCCCCAACACCGGCCGAGGUUGGUGCGGUGGAUAUCGAGAUGAAAGAUUCCCUUGCUCCGAUCUUCGCUACGCACAACGAGCCGGUUCCCCCUCUAUCCAUCGAGAGUGACCAAUUGUGGGUCAAGUACGACUCCAAUGACGUUGAGGCAAAAAAUGCAUCAGCUUUCAAACCAGUGGUGCUGGAGACCACUGCUCGAAAAGUCAGCUUCUUCGCGAACAAUGCAUUCUAUGUAUUAUUACGCCAAAUUCAGGUAUUGUAUCAAAGAUUAUAUGUGUGCAAGCGCAUUGCACAGGAUUUAGCUUCUGAUUCAUCCGGUUUGUGGCUGGCUAACCCCACGGCUGUCGAGCUAGGUCUGCACGACACCGUUGGCCCUGGCCAAUCACGCCUUCUUACUGAGGGACCGAAUCCUGCAAAGCACUUUUAUUCUUUCCUCUUGCAAUGCUGUGAACAACUUUUCGACAGUCAAAUGGACGUAAAUACCUUCGAAGAUAACUUACGAUUUAUGUUCGGUACACGUGCAUAUCUCCUCUUCACGGUGGACAAAGUUAUUGCGGCCAUAAUUAAACAAGUACAAACGAUAGCCGCUGAUUCGAAGAGCCAGGAAUUGUUAUCGCUGCUCCGUCACGAAAGAGCAUCCACGACGUUUUCAAAUCAGCAACUUAUCAGUUACCGCCGAGAAGCCGAGUCAAUAGUUGGAGCUGAGGAGAAUGUAUACCGCAUUUGUUGGCUCGUCCCGUCAAACAUCAUGCAGAUACAGCUUUUGGGAAAAGAUGACAUUAGCACUGAUGACGCCACAACAUUAACCGAGCGCUGGCGACAUUAUAUUGAGUCUUACACUUUGCCUCAUCAGACCGAAGGGCUCCCAUUCGAUGUUAAAGCUCCUAUCCUAAAACGAUCAGUUAGCUCAGAUCAAGACGGACUCCUGCCAUCUUCUGCAUAUAUUACUCGCGCUCGCCUCCAGAUAAAGAUUUGCAUUAGGACUUAUCGCCUCUUCUUUGUCGGUGGCACGGAAGACUUCUAUUGGAGAAGACGAUCGGACGAGGAUAUAAGAAGUAUCCGAUCUGAGACGUUGGACCGAAAGCCCCAGAAAAAGGCAGCGCUUGAUAAAUGGCUCGAUGCAAAGAUUUCCGCCGCAAAAUCUAACCCUGGGGAUGGCACACCUUCAUUCACAACCGCGCCUACACGCAUUCUUGAUGCUGAGCCAUCGGUCAAACCGGAAACAAGUGCUUCAGAAGAUGUUGAGAUGUUGACUGGUAGCGCUAUCGAAGCGGAUGGCAAGAGAGACGAAGCUGAGGGCAACGCAGCUGGGAUUCCUGGCGAAUCUGUGCCAACCGAAGACCCAAAAGUAUCUGGGUCAUCGAAGGAUCUCCGCUCAAAAUCUCCGCCUGCAGGCGCGUUCGUCUUCGAGCGCAAAGCUGCCUAG